Molecule: messenger RNA, 1649 nt
Organism: Anopheles nili
Lineage: Eukaryota; Metazoa; Arthropoda; Insecta; Diptera; Culicidae
Product: sodium/potassium/calcium exchanger 4-like
Exons: 6
Coding region: 9-1649 (546 amino acids)
Biological process (GO): calcium ion transmembrane transport; intracellular calcium ion homeostasis
Cellular component (GO): membrane
Molecular function (GO): calcium, potassium:sodium antiporter activity; calcium channel activity
Source: RefSeq, a predicted model, not a curated record
CGUUAAACAUGUCCAACGAUGUUGCGGGAGCCACGUUCAUGGCAGCGGCCACCAGCGCUCCGGAGCUGUUCGUCAACGUGAUCGGUACGUUCAUCACCGAGGGCGAUAUCGGUGUUGGCACCAUCGUGGGCUCGGCCGUCUUCAAUAUCCUGGCCGUGGCUGCCUGCUGUGGGAUCGGCGCCGGCAUGGUAGUGCCGCUGGAUUGGUGGCCACUAACGAGGGAUUGCCUUGCGUAUGGUAUCACGGUGGCCAUCCUGAUUUGCAUCAUCCAUGACGAACGGGUCGAGUGGUACGAGGCGCUCAUACUGGUGCUGCUAUACAUCGUCUACAUCGCCGUGAUGUACUACGACAAGUCGUUCCAAAAAUGCGCUCGAGGUGGCCUGAAGCACGCUCGAAAGCGAAGAUCGCACGACACCUCCAGCAGCCUCAAGUCGGUGUCCAGCAGAACGCAAGAGGCAAUUGAGGCGCGCACCCCGCUGCGCAUCGGGCACUUCCAGCAGAACGGAAACUUGAAGAACGUGGCCCAUAUCGAUGCACCCGCGGAAUUGACGUCACCAGCAUCGGCCGGUGACGGGGCGGACGUGGAAAUGCAAAUUAAGCCAUUCACGUCGGUCGACCUGCGCGUGUCGGAGGUGGCCACAACGGCGCUUGGUAUGAAGGAGGUCACCGGUGCGCCCUCGGACGAUCCCUCACCCGAACCUGCGGAUGAAACCGUCCCCGAGAGGCCACCACCACCGCCAAGUCCCGCUACUCCACCGGCACCGGAUGCGGUUAAGGAGAGCAAUGGAACCGCCGCAGGAAAUGGUGCCGAUCAGCCGGAAGCGCUGAAGGAAUGGUGUGGUGAAAAUGGCCACAGUACGUCUGGUCCUGUGGCGGAAGCGAUCGUCCGGGCGCUGGAGAGUGGUACGGGACAAGGAGUUGAUCAGGACACGGGGCUGGAUGGAACCGGAGAGCAUCCAAAUGGAACAGGCGAGCAAGAGGACGCUAAGGACGAUGACGACGAGUUCAGGCUGCUCAAGUACCCUUGUGGUAAGAGCGCGUUUAGACAGUUCUCGUGGAUCAUCACCUGGCCGAUUCAUUUGCUGUUCAUGUUCACCAUCCCGAAUUGCGAGAAGCCCCGUUUCCGGAACUGGUUCCCGCUCACGUUCAUCAUGUGCAUCGUGUGGAUCGGGUCACUGUCAUAUGUGGUCGCCUGGAUGAUCACCAUCAUUGGUGACACACUGAAGAUACCGGACUCGGUGAUGGGUAUCACAUUUUUGGCCGCCGGAACCAGCGUCCCAGAAGCUGUCUCGAGCGUGAUAGUCGCAAAGCAGGGUCACGGUUCGAUGGGAAUCAGCAACUCGAUCGGGUCGAACACCUUCGACAUUUUGCUCUGUCUCGGGUUGCCGUGGUUCAUCAAGGCGGCGUUUUCACCGAUCGAACCUGGCCAUCACUGGGUCGGCAUCAACUCGGCCGGGCUGGAAUACUCGGCUAUCUCGCUGUUAUCGACACUCCUGAUGCUGUACAUCGCGUUCUCGCUGAACAAAUUCAAGCUCGACCGGCGGGUCGGCAAUGCCUGUCUGAUCAUGUACGCUGUGUUCCUCAUUCUGGCCAGCCUGAUCGAGCUGAACGUGUUUUUCCGCGUCAACCUGCCCACCUGCGGCCGGUGA